CUCUCUGCCCUAACGUCAUAAAUCAGCGGCACUUGAGAACUCUGAAUUACCUCUUUUACAAGCGAUUUGUUGAGAAAACCAUGACUCAGGAGAACUGGACAGAUCACGUUCAGAGCACCGUUGGAGAGAACCGGUGGCUUCAAGGGCACCUGAUACAGUUGCUGAUCAGUUACUGCGAUUUGAACACGGCCGCAAGAUGGGCGCAACGCUGCAAUUUGCCCAAGGAGCUGCUGCCUUACGGAGUGGCUGAUGAGCUUCAAAAGCUUCAGAUGCAAGAGAGGGUAGAAGAAGCUGCAAAAGCAGACAGUGAUGAUGAGAGUAAGAAGAAGAAUUAUUACCAGCUUCCUAUUCCACGGGCAAAUAUUCACUUCCUGCAGACCUGGGAAGAGACGCUGCAGUGCUGGGAAAAGGUGCUGCAGCCUGGGCAGGUUGUUGGCAUUGACAUGGAGUGGAGGCCUUCCUUCGGCAUGGUCGGGAAGCCCCGUGUCUCCCUCCUUCAGAUCGCUCUGAAGGAUGAGGUGUUCCUGCUUGACUUGCCACGGCUCCUUGAGCAAGCUGAGACUGAGGGUGAGAAGGAGAAGCUUCCCCAUUUCAUCCAGAUGCUCUAUUCAGAUGCAGCCAUCACUAAACUAGGUUAUGGGAUGUCUGGAGACCUUAAGAGCCUUGCAGCCACGUGGUCUGCUUUGAAAGACACAGAUAAGCAAGCGAAAGGUGUUGUGGAUCUGCUCAGAGUAGACAAACAACUGCAAAAGAGCUCCAUUGACUGGAAGAAGGGCGGCCGGAAGGUCGAUGUCCUGUCCCUGGAGCAGAGCUAUGAGGAUAGAGGGUUCAGGCAGCCGGAGAAAGGACUCAGCCUCUUGGUGCAACACGUGCUGGGGAAACCUCUAGAUAAAACAGAGCAGCUGUCUAACUGGGAGAAGCGGCCUCUCCGGGAGGAACAGAUCCUCUAUGCAGCUUCAGAUGCGUACUGUUUGCUGGAGAUCUACGAGAAACUCUGUAAUGACCCAGCGAGCUUUGGUCUUAGUUCAGACCUGACUGAGAGUCUGGUGGGAAAACCAAGCGUAAAACCCAGGGCAAAGAAGCAGCUGAAUAAACAAGAAGUACCGUCACCUUCUGGACAGCAAUGCACAGGAUCCAGAAAGGAGACCUCGUGUCCCCCUGCUCCCAUCUCCCCAAAGGAGUUCAGCGUGGUCUGCGAUAACAUGCUGCAAGGCCUCGGGCGCUACCUUCGCUGCCUUGGUGUAGAUGUCCGGAUGCUGGAGAAUGAGGAUGACCAUAGGAAAGCCGCUGAGAUUGCCCGACAGGAAGGAAGAGUCAUUUUAACCUCUGGACUCCCAUAUCAGACUCUGCAGUCCCAGGUAGCAGAAGGAAGGUGUUUCUCUGUGAACUGCUCAGAAAAGGCAAAAGAACAGGCCCUGCAGGUUCUGAAGCACUUCAACGUUCAAGUAUCCCUGGCAGAUAUCUUCAGCCGCUGCCAGAACCACAAAUUGAGAGUUUCAGUGCAGAAAAGUGCCUGUGGACCAACAGUCCCUCCUGACUCUUCCCGCCUGCCGGCCAUGGUGUCCAAGUCAUUCCUGCACAGAGACACGCGGGCUUGCUCCCAGUGUGAGCUGGUGUGCCGGCCAGUGGAGAGGCUGUGGGUGACCAAGGGGUUCAGGCUGAAACCCUGA
Messenger RNA from Balearica regulorum gibbericeps (East African grey crowned-crane), 1670 nucleotides. The record is from RefSeq and is a predicted model, not a curated record. NCBI's taxonomy places the organism in Eukaryota, Metazoa, Chordata, Aves, Gruiformes, Gruidae.